AACAGAGAACACACCAGAAAAAAAGUUUCAUUUAUAAGAGAGGCGCGGGGACGCCACGCUCCCGCAUUGUCUCCACUCGCUCGCUCCGUCCGUCGGGAAACCACCACCAGCCAGCAGCAGCGCCGGCGAGAGGGGCAGAAGAGUAGAGGGCCGGAGGCGAUGGGGCUGGGCGUGAGGGCGGCGCCGUUCACGUACGUGGCGCACGCGCUGGCCGUGGCGGCCGCCGCCAUGGUGCUGUACUGGUGCAUCCACUUCCGCGGCGGCCUCGCCUUCGAAGCCGACAACAAGAACCUCAUCUUCAACGUUCAUCCUGUUCUUAUGUUGAUUGGCUUUAUUAUUCUUGGCAGUGAAGCUAUAAUGGUAUACAAGGUACUUCCUACGGUGAACCAUGAUACAACUAAGUUGAUCCAUCUAGUACUCCAUGCUAUUGCGCUUGUGCUCGGUGCGGUCGGGAUAUACUGUGCUUUCAAGAAUCACAAUGAAACUGGAAUUGCGAACUUGUACAGUCUGCAUUCUUGGCUUGGAAUAGGAACAAUUUCUCUAUAUGGUAUUCAGUGGAUAUUUGGAUUCUUGACCUUCUUCUUCCCCAAGGCUGCGCCAAAUGUGAGGAAGGGUGCUCUUCCUUGGCACGUACUUCUUGGAAUCUUCGUUUACAUUUUAGCCCUGGCAACGGCAGAACUUGGGUUUCUGGAGAAGCUCACCUUCCUCCAAAGCUCAGGCAUCGACAAAUAUGGACCAGAGUCAUUUCUGGUGAACUUCACGGCGUUGGUUGUUGUGCUAUUUGGUGCCUCAGUUGUUGUAGCUGCUGUUGCCCCAGCUCGCCUUGAAGAACCACAGGGUUACGCUCCAAUCCCAGAAAACUAGUAUGUGUGAAGUGUACUGCAUAAACAGAAAUUCACAAAGUUAGCUGUCACCAUAGUGCUGCGAUAACAGUAUCUCUCCGAUUGAAAAUGAAUGAUCUGAUAACAAAAUGUCAUGCAUCUUCCUUGUGUAUAUGUAAAUACAUACAAGCACAUAUUGUUCUUCGAUGUAUCAUGUAUAAUUGAAACAUCUAUGUAAGCAGCUAUUUUAUAAAUUACGUAUUUGUCUUGA
This is a messenger RNA of Hordeum vulgare subsp. vulgare (domesticated barley), 1092 nucleotides long. RefSeq names its product probable ascorbate-specific transmembrane electron transporter 1. The transcript is spliced from 4 exons. The record is from RefSeq and is a predicted model, not a curated record. Bases 160 to 864 code for a protein of 234 amino acids. Gene Ontology annotation, molecular function: oxidoreductase activity. Lineage: Eukaryota; Viridiplantae; Streptophyta; Magnoliopsida; Poales; Poaceae.